This is a messenger RNA of Sarcophilus harrisii (Tasmanian devil), 5431 nucleotides long. Its product is annotated as kelch-like protein 4. The transcript is spliced from 11 exons. Gene Ontology annotation, molecular function: protein binding. The coding region runs from base 3514 to 5223 and encodes 569 amino acids. NCBI's taxonomy places the organism in Eukaryota, Metazoa, Chordata, Mammalia, Dasyuromorphia, Dasyuridae. The record is from RefSeq and is a predicted model, not a curated record.
UCACAAAUGUAAUCUCAUUUGAUCCACACAACAAUCCUGUGACAGAGGGGGCUGUUAUCGCCCCCAUUUUACAGUUGAGGAAGUGGAGGCAGGCAGGGGUGCCGUGACUCGCCCAGUUUCGCCCAGCUGCUGUCCGAGACCAAUCUGAUGACCAGUUUUUUCCUGACUUCAGAUCCUAGCUGCCCCUAGAAAGCAUCUGUUGUCUUUACCAGUACGCAGGAGGGACCCAUACCACAAAAGAAGGAUAAGAACUCCAUCUGCAGAGUGAUAUGUUGUCAACUGUGACACAACAAUGUUGUCUUUGAAAAGCGAAAUACAUACAGGAAACUGUAGCAAUAAUCUAGCUCAAGGGCUUCUGAGCCAACUGGGAGAAGUAAAUUAAGGACCUUGUAAGAUCACAGAGUUCCAGAUAGAAGAGACAUUAGAGGUCAUUUAAUCCAUUCCUCUCAUUUUACAGAGGAGGAAAGAGUAGGGGAGAGAAGUUAACUGACUGGUGCAAGGUCAUCCGGCUGAUAAGUGUCUGAGGCAGGAUUUAAACCCGGGCCUCUUUAACACGAUGCUCAACACUCUAUUCACUAUACCACACUUCCUCACGCUCCCUUAGAUAAGACAAUCUCAUGUAUCAUAAAGUAUUAGACUGCAGAGACAGAGGUAGAGAAUGGCGCACGAAUGAUUAGCGUGCUAUAUUUGGAGAACAUCACAGAAACACACUUAAAGGAAAAAAUAAAGGCAGAAUCACAUUAAAGUUCAAUCCGUAGGUAUGAGCGUGGUGGUAUUGAAAAAAAAAAAAAACUCAAAUAAAACUUCUUUCGGCCCUGGUGUGCUUAACAUGUGUGGAUCUUUUGUGUUUAGAAAUAGCCACGUGCUGAUUCUUCACAUCUGCGGCGUAUGUACAUAACUGUUAGGCAUCAGGGACGCUGACUCUCUCCUAUUCUGGUUGUCUUGGUCUCAAACUUCUGGUUCAGUUGCCUCUCUGACUUACUGAAUCACUACUGCCAAAUCACUCCCCUCUCAGUGGUAUCCCUUUUCCAAACUGAUCUAUGCUAUUCCAAGUAUCGAGACAGAUAUUCCAAUAACAUCCUAUUUCUCACGAUUGUAAAAGUGAUAAAAAGUUCUGAAUUUAUCAUGCAUGCUACAUUUGUAAACCAUAACAGACCUUAGAGAUUUGUUAUUGUGUGUAUGUGCAUGCGCAAGAACAGUAGAUGCCAGAAUAUUAAUGUUAUGAGAAAAUGUCAGCCUAAAAUAACCCCAAUCACCUCUCUAUUGUAUGUGUGGAUUAUUUAUACUGCAGAAGCCCCCCCCCCUGGCCCACAGCUAAAGAGGGACCAUGGAGUAGGGAACAAUACUGAUGGGGCCUGGGCGGGAGGCCCCAAUCUACUUGGGUUAGAGGGCUGUAAAAAGCUCAAGGAAAUUGCUACCUACGUGGGUCAUCUAUAAUUUGUCACUAGCUGGACCAGCGUUACUAUGUUAAAUAUAAACCAUGAUUCCCACGUCUCCCAAGAGCCCUUGCUCUCCUAAGGCUAGGCCAGGAAGAGUACUGCGGUUCUUCUACUCUAAGAGUGAAAAAGGAAUUCUGUAAGGUUUGGAGUCCAAAGCAAACGGAGGGGGUCAGAGCUGUUGUUCACUACCCCCUGGGAAUUAACCAAGGAGGUAGAUUUCAAGUCUGCCAAAUAUUCUCUUCCAUGUGCAAUUAGCUCUGAAUCUUUUCCUAUAACUCAUCGAUUAAUCACCAAGGUCAACCAGCUAAUUCAGAAAUCUACCCUGGCUUCUUGACUAAUUAAUCUGUUGACUGAUUAAGUAAUGAGCUAUAGGGGAGCAUUUGGGGCUAACUGUUUCUAGAAGGGGAUUGUGAAAAGUGAUAGAGCUAAGGGGAGCACACUACUUAGGAAUCUCCUUGAGGUAAUAACUGUAGUACAUAGGAUACUGGACCCCCUGGAGCUGAACUAUAAAUUCAGACUUCCUUAGCCCAAAAUCAUGUACCACUUGUUUCUCUCGAUCCCAAUACAAGCCUUUAUUCAGUAUGGAAUUUUGUGGGGCAAUAUUCAUAUCUAGGGGCGAGCGAUGUGCCUUUAUUAUACACAGUGAAAAAUACGUGUAAUAUCAUUGCUCAAAAGAAGACAGUGUUCUUAUCCUCACAAAGAAAAUAAGCCACAAAGUGUUCUCAUCAGCAAACGUUGGGAGGUGGGGGAGUUCUAUGAAGAACGUAGAGAAUAACUCCUCCUGUCCCAUACAUAGAGAGCUUGGUCCAUGUGUCAUUUUAGCUAGAAAGCCUUGACAGGCCCCAAGGAAUCUUGGGUAAAGCAGUACAUCCUUGCUCUGCACCUGCUAUUUGUAUUGUGAUUAACUGCGGCACCCUUCAGCAAAAGUCAUGGCAGUCACAGGCCUUUAAAACUCUGUGGGGAACUAUCAGAGGCAGGGUCACUGUACUCUUAUGGACUUUGGCAGACACCUGUACUCAGAAAAGAAUAUGGGAAAAGAGGGAAGAAUUGCUUCAAAAGGGGAAAGAACAGAGCUUAUCACUCUCACAUUUGGAAAUCCAGAAUAUCCCUUGCACCCUGACCUCCUCUCCAGGGCAACAUCAUUUUAUAUUUCUAUUUCUGGGUCUCUAGAAAAUUGAAGACCAUCCCACUGUUACAAUAGGGUAAACUGAAUGGACUAUUUAAAUUUGAAAAGGCAGCUAAUAUAGCUACAAUAAGAUAUUCAUUUCACUCAGGGUUGAUUAUGCAUACAAUAAACUAAUCAACCUAACAGAUUUUGCUAGAGCUAUUUCUGUUCUGGAAAAAAAAAACACAUUAUUUGUCAAACCAUCAGAGAACACAAUACUUCCCAAAUAACCAGAUUGAGUAGUUGACCAAAAGCCACCAUGUAUUCUCUACAUUCUCAUUUUAUUUCUUUCCUGUUUAAGAAUCCAUCAAUCUUGAGUAAGGAUGGGAAUAUAUUGAGUCAAUCAAUCAAAUAGCCUCAUCUUUCCUAAAAUAAGUAAUUAGAUGCUAUACAUUUCUCAGGUGAGGACACAUCUUUAAUGAUCACUUGAUAGGAAUACAGAUGUGACAGUGAGUCUAUCUGGUUUUCGCUGAAGAACUUGGUCAUGCACUCUGGAAUCUCUAUGAUAUCAUUAAACUAGUUGAAAUCAGAGAAAAAUGAGAGUUCCAGCUAAACUCCUAAAAAACAAUUUCUUCCAUGGAAGCACAAAAUCUCCUCAGCUUCCUCCCUCCUCCCUCGGAUAAGAGAAGGAAUUUGUGAACUUUGAAAGAGUUGAAGGAUUUGGACUUGCCCAUUUUCCUACUGAUGCCCUUGGAUCAACCCUGGGAAAGAAGACAUUGUGGCACUGUCUUCACAAAAAAGCCAAGAACAGCCUGGAUGUGACGAGAAAAGACAAAUUCAAGGUUCGACAAGGUUCCCAGAAGAAACGUUCCGCGAGUUAGCUUCUCCUACCUAAGAGGAACGUAUCCAGGACGCCAGCAAAAGAACUUCUGUCAACUUUUACCUGUGAAUAACUGUCCAGCCUUAGGAAUGAAUUCUGAUGGAUCUGAGGAGUACUUUCAGUCCACCAAUCAUGCAGAGCAGACUAUCCGCAAAAUGGAGAGCUAUCUGCAGCAGAAACAGCUCUGUGACGUCUUCCUCAUCGUUGGACGUCACACAAUCCCAGCCCACAGACUGGUGCUGAGUGCUGCAUCAGACUAUUUUGCUGCAAUGUUUACUAAUGAUGUGCUGGAAGCCAAACAAGAGGAGGUCAAGAUGGAGGGAAUAGACCCAGAUGCACUGAAGGCUUUGGUGCACUAUGCUUAUACAGGUGUCUUAGAAUUGAAGGAAGAAACCAUAGAAAAUCUACUGUCUGCAGCCUGUAUCCUCCAACUUUCUCAAGUUAUUGAAGUAUGCUGCAACUUCCUCAUCAAGCAGCUGCAUCCCUGCAACUGCUUAGGGAUCCGCUCAUUUGGCGAUGCGCAGGGAUGUAUGUAUCUCCUGAAGGUCGCUCAUGAAUAUACAAUGGAACACUUCGUAGAGGUGAUACAGAACCAGGAAUUUCUUCUACUUCCAGCUAAUGAAAUUGCAAAACUCAUGUCUAGUGAUGACAUUAACGUGCCAGAUGAAGAAUCUAUAUUCCAUGCUUUAAUGAUAUGGGUGAAGCAUGAUUUUCAGAACAGACAACAACACCUGGGAAUGCUGCUAUCUUUAAUCAGACUGCCAUUACUUCCAGCACAGUUACUGGCUGAUCUUGAGAACAGUACCAUGUUCGUGCGUGACCUGGAGUGUCAGAAGCUCCUGAUGGAAGCUAUGAAGUAUCAUCUCUUGCCAGAGAGAAGAUCCAUGAUGCAAAGUCCUCGGACCAAGCCACGGAAAUCUACAGUUGGAGCCCUGUAUGCAGUGGGAGGCAUGGAUGCCACUAAAGGCACAACCACAAUUGAAAGAUAUGACCUUCGUACAAACAACUGGAUACAGGUCGGUACCAUGAAUGGUCGCCGGUUGCAAUUUGGAGUCGCAGUAAUUGACAACAAACUCUACAUUGUGGGUGGAAGAGAUGGUCUAAAAACCUUGAAUACCGUGGAAUGUUUUAAUCCCGUGGCCAAAAUCUGGUCAGUCAUGCCUCCUAUGUCAACUCAUAGACACGGUCUGGGGGUGGCCAUGCUUGAAGGACCGAUGUAUGCUGUUGGUGGCCAUGACGGAUGGAGUUAUCUUAAUACUGUAGAAAGAUGGGACCCUCAAGCACGGCAGUGGAAUUAUGUUGCUAGCAUGUCAACUCCUCGGAGCACAGUGGGUGUCGCAGCGUUGAACAGCAAAUUAUAUGCUGUUGGUGGACGCGAUGGAAGCUCCUGUUUAAAGUCUAUGGAGUGUUUUGACCCUCACACCAAUAAAUGGAGUAUUUGUGCAUCGAUGUCAAAGAGGCGGGGCGGCGUUGGGGUUGCUACGUACAAUGGAUUGUUAUAUGUUGUUGGAGGCCAUGAUGCCCCUGCAUCCAGCCACUGCUCCAGGCUUUCUGAUUCUGUGGAAAGAUAUGACCCGAAGACAGACACAUGGACAACGGUAGCACCUUUAAGUGUCCCUCGUGAUGCUGUCGGAAUCUGUCCUCUUGGAGAUCGCCUGUAUGCUGUAGGAGGAUAUGAUGGACAUUCGUAUUUGAACACAGUCGAGUCCUAUGAUACACAAAAUAAUGAAUGGACAGAGGAAGUUCCUGUUAACAUCGGAAGAGCUGGAGCAUGUGUUGUGGUUGUAAAACUGCCCUGAUGAGAUCCAGCAAAUUUAAAAAGCAAACCAAAUUCCCAGCCCAUGAACCAGUGCAGGAGGAGAAGAAGAAACCAAACACAUUUGAAAUAGCACCUGUACUUGUUUGGAGCUAGUUACUGAAUGGCCAAAUCAUAUCGGAUUUGGUAUAGAGUUUCUUUAUUUUCUGAGCAGAAAUUACACAUGACAGCCAUCUACAAAUGUUGUCAUA